Alligator sinensis (Chinese alligator) is the source of this 846-nucleotide messenger RNA. RefSeq names its product poly(U)-specific endoribonuclease-C-like. Gene Ontology annotation, molecular function: RNA endonuclease activity. Bases 1 to 846 code for a protein of 281 amino acids. The transcript has 7 exons. Lineage: Eukaryota; Metazoa; Chordata; Crocodylia; Alligatoridae. The record is from RefSeq and is a predicted model, not a curated record.
AUGGGGAGCCGUCUCUUGACCCAGCCAGGCAUGGGGGAUAGCUCAGCGGGCAAUGCCUGGCCCCCUGGCCUCCUUCCAGGGAGAAACAGCGGGCCCUCCAUCUCGGACCAGGAGCUUCAGCACAUCUCUGAGGAGCUCUAUGCCGCCGAUGUGAACCGGGCCACUGGCCGCCAGAUCAUCCUUGACCUGCAGCACAAGGUGCCCGCCUCGGAGACCAGCACCGGGCACGACUAUGCCAGCCACAAGCUUUUCCGCUACGUGGACGAGGGCACGCUGUUUACCAGGCCCACCUUUGCCCGGCUCCGGGCCCUGCUGGACAACUACGACCGCCAGACAGGGCAGAAGGAGGUGGUGACGGCAACUGAGGCUGAAGAGCAGGAGGCCUUCCUAGCAGAGAUCUUUGCCACCCCUGUGCUGGCCACCCUCACCCGCUUCUUCCUCGCCAGAGGCCUGUAUGCUUCGGAGGCCAAGUUCCAGGAGGACCUGAAGACGAUGUGGUUCGGGAUGUACUCGCGCUCCAGCGGGAAGGCAACCGACUCCUCUGGCUUCGAGCAUGUCUUCCAUGGUGAGAUCAAGAAGGGGAAAGUCUCGGGCUUCCACAACUGGGUCCAUUACUACGAGCUGGAGAAGACUGGGCAGAUCAACUACCUGAGCUACAGCUACGAUGGGCCUUGGACCACCUACCCUGACAUCCUGGCCAUCCAGUACCGCUGGAACCCGACCGGCUGUGAGUGCACCCUCAGCCUCGCGGGGAAGCGGGCACAGAUCCAGACCUACUCGUGGGCCAACACGGAGUACGGGCCCGGCCAGCACUACCUCGCCUCCUCCUACCCCUUCAGCCCCUAG